AGGUGAAGCUGAAAUUAGACACCGAACAUGUCGCAGCAUCUUUCAUGGACGGAUCUUUUGGAGAAACAUCCUGCAUUUAAAAGCAUUCAUACAGCUACAGAUGACCUAGAACCUUUGCCGAAGCAAGUGUGUUCUUUUGAUACGAAACUGUAUGUUGCAGUGGGUAAUGAAGUACGACUUGUGGAUUGUGAACACGUAAAGCAUAAUAAAGGAGGAUCAGAAGCAACUUCUUUUACCAAAUUAACGCAUCCUGAAUUAAAUUUUACAAUCUUUCAGCUUGUCAUAAGCCCUAAUGGGAAAUUCUUGGCUGUUGUUGGAAAGUCGAAAGUAGUUGUCUUGGGAUUGCGUUCAGAAGGUGAUGCAAAGCCUUCUUCUUCUUCUUCCUCUUCCUCUUUCAACCAAUCUUUCAACAAUACUCCUGGAAUUUUUGGUAGUACUGGCUCAUUAGGUUUCAAAGGUUCGCAAGGUCACUCGACUAAUUCUUCAGAAAAACCUAUCUACUAUGCUGGAAUCAUCAAGUUGACUUCCCCAGUAAUUUGUGCUAGAUUUCAUCCUUUGGGAAGAUCUGGCCGAUCUUUGGUAUUACUGAAUGAAACCCAUUUAACUUUAUAUGAAGUUGAGAAUGGUUAUCUAAAUCCUGACUAUGCAAUUCCACUUUCUUUCUCCGACAAACCAUCUAAUGCUUUCGAUGUUGAUGCGGAAGGACAUGUCCCUGUUUCUUUUACCUUUAACCAUUCGACACAUGGCUGGAGUGCUUUUGUUGUAUAUAUUUUGACGAUAAGUGGAGACGUUUUCGCUCUUUGUCCUGUUAUGCCAAGACAUGCACUUAUCUCACGUACAAUACUUCAGCAAUUGUCAUCAGAAGUUUCUGAAUAUCAUCAAACUUGUAUAGAUUCCGAGAAUGCACAACAACUUCUACGCUGGAUUACAAAGCUGAUUGGAGAUGCAGCACUCUCUUCGGAACUAAAUUCUCGAAGUGGAUUUUCGUUAGAAGACAGCAAUGAGUUUUCUAAUUUUUCUAAUGUACUUGCUCUUCAGCGUCCUGAUGAUUUUACACUCUUACCUGCUUUACAAGGACCCUUUUUAAUUCAACCUCUUCGCGGUGAUGAUAUCUUAGACAACUGUUGUGAUAUUGUUUCUCUUGGAACGCCAGUGAUAGAUGUGAUAGUUAUUUCAACAGCCUCUGGCCAAAUUGACCUCUUUUUGUGUCCUUCAAAAUUAUCUGGGAAAUGGUCUUUACCUUCUCAACGUAACGAACCCUCCAAACCUCUUGUCCUCUCUCCAAUUCACACGCUUAGACCAUUUACUACAAAGACGGAUUACACCACUAUACAUUACGAUCAUUUUUCACCUUUAACUUUCACAGUUUACCAUGCUAAUGGCGCUCAUUCAAUCGAUGUGGAAACCUGGGUCAGAGAUUUACGGCUGCUAUAUGAAAACAAACUACACUUCAAAAAUGCUCGGGAUAAAAAGGAACUGCUGGAUAUUCUAUCAUCCAUUCCUGAAUCUACAGAAGUGAUUGAACGUGUGAAUACAAAUCCUUUAAAUACUUCUGCAGAUCCAGUUGUUGGUUGUACGCAAAUAAAAUAUCCCUCCUUAGGAAGUGCUUUUCUUUACUUGACCAAACACCGUCAGGUUACGGUGAUAGAUGAAUCCGAACACUUGGAUAUGCCAGCCAUAGACAGAGAUUUCAAGAACGAAGAUUUGUCGGAAUCAUUUCACAUCAGCAUAAAUCGUGAACCAGAUUCUCAAAACCUUAUGUAUCAGUCACUCUUGUUACAAUCACCGUUUGAAAAUCCUUACAUUCAAACAUCUCCUGAGCGUCUUAUUGUUCCACCUGAACUUGGCGGAAAACUUGGCGUGUCUCCGUAUUCUCUCCGUUUUCUUGGAACAGCCGUAAACCGCAUGCGUGACCAUCUAGAUUUAAUCCACCAAGGAAUCAUCGCACUACACUAUCGUUUGGGCCUGCAAAAAGAAGAAUUUCUACGUCAACGCGAUCAUAUAAUAAAGCUUAACAAACGAUUUAAUCUUGUUUCUCAAAAAGAAUGGGAUACAAAACGGUUUGCUAAUCUUGAAAAACGUAUCUUGCAAUGCGAAGGACGUGCAGAUGUUGUAUUACAGCGGUGCAUGAACGUCCAUUCACCUAAUUUGAGCGAUCAAGAGAAAGCGUUUGCGAGAGAGUUAGAACGUUAUCGUGAGCGGAUAUUGGGUGAACGGGGUAUUGAGAAAAAACUUCAAAGCAUAAAGCCACUUUUACAACACGGAAAUAUGCAAUCUAAAGCGACAUUUUCCAAGCCUUCCGUUCGUCCAUCUUCAAUAGAACCGGUUGCUUUGGAUCAAUUGAAGCAGUUAUUAACUCAACAAAACAAGUCGAUACAAAUUAUGAAGGCAAAGAUUGUUUCGCUCCAAACAAAAAUUUGAAUAAUGCUCAUCCGUGAAAGUCAAGGAAGUUUUACUAAUGAGUCAUGGUUAUUUCUAGUUUCAUAUGCCGUUCCUUCUCAUUCAAAAUCUACCGGCAAAACGUCAAACACUUACAAUGACUGCAAAGAAAGAUAAAAGACUGGGUUUCUGAAAUGGAUAUUUACAAUAUUGUAAAUUUGGUUUUGGUUUUAGAGAAAAAAAAUCAUAGACCAUGUGAAUUUAUUUACGUUUGCUUGGACUGUGAAAUGACUUGGCAAUCUCAGGUUAACAAGGGAUCACAAAUGAAAUUGUAAAUUAAACGAUAUAAAAUCUAAGAAAGAAAUUUAAUUUCAAAGAAAAACAAAACAAAGAACAAGCAAGCAUGAACAUGAAUUUUUUCAAUACUCACACAGAACCAUUUACAUUGUGAUACAUCGUUGCAUCUCAUAAAGAAUUUUAACACGAAACUAAUUGGCAUUUUCCUUAUAAUGGAGUCCAACGCAAAUUCGCUUUUUUUGAUAUGUCCCUUGGGUCUGAAAUUCAUUACUCUGCCAAUAUCGCAUUAAGUAAGAAACAGUUUGG
Schizosaccharomyces octosporus yFS286 is the source of this 2982-nucleotide messenger RNA. RefSeq names its product nucleoporin Nup82. Bases 28 to 2421 code for a protein of 797 amino acids. The transcript has a single exon. Gene Ontology annotation, molecular function: structural constituent of nuclear pore. The record is from RefSeq and is a predicted model, not a curated record. Gene Ontology annotation, cellular component: nuclear pore. NCBI's taxonomy places the organism in Eukaryota, Fungi, Ascomycota, Schizosaccharomycetes, Schizosaccharomycetales, Schizosaccharomycetaceae. Gene Ontology annotation, biological process: protein import into nucleus; ribosomal small subunit export from nucleus; mRNA export from nucleus.